ACCACUCAUAUAAAUACCCAGCACACAGCUCUGACUUCCACACUCCGCAGUUGGCUCUGGAAAGCUCAAAUCCUUGAUCAGGGAGAAAAUGUCCAGCCAAAUUGAGCACCCAGCUGGUGGAUACAAGAAGCUUUUUGAGACUGCAGAGGAAUUGGCUGCACCAGUAACUGCUCAUGUCACAGGCAGGAUUCCCAUAUGGCUUACAGGCAGUCUGCUUAGAUGUGGGCCUGGUUUGUUUGAAGUUGGUUCGGAACCAUUUUAUCAUCUGUUUGAUGGCCAAGCACUUCUUCAUAAAUUUGACUUUAAGGAGGGGCAUGUCACAUACCAUCGCAGGUUCAUUCGGACUGAUGCUUAUGUAAGAGCAAUGACUGAGAAAAGAAUCGUGAUAACUGAAUUUGGCACCUGUGCUUACCCUGAUCCAUGCAAGAACAUAUUUUCCAGGUUUUUUUCAUACUUCAGAGGUGUGGAGGUGACUGAUAAUGCCCUGGUCAAUGUGUACCCAGUGGGUGAAGAUUACUAUGCCUGCACGGAGACCAACUUUAUCACCAAGAUUAACCCAGAGACUUUGGAGACAAUCAAGCAGGUGGACCUUUGCAAAUAUGUUUCAAUCAAUGGCUUGACUGCUCACCCCCAUAUUGAAAAUGAUGGGACGGUUUAUAACAUCGGCAACUGCUUUGGAAAAAAUUUUGCAAUUGCCUACAAUAUUGUAAGGAUCCCUCCACUGCAAGCAGACAAGAAAGAUCCAAUGAACAAGUCCAAUGUGGUUGUGCAGUUUCCUUGCAGCGAUAGAUUUAAACCCUCGUAUGUGCACAGCUUUGGGCUGACUCCAAACUAUAUAGUGUUUGUGGAAACACCAGUGAAAAUUAACCUGCUCAAAUUCCUUUCUUCUUGGAGUCUGUGGGGAGCCAACUACAUGGAUUGCUUUGAGUCUAAUGAAACCAUGGGGGUCUGGCUUCAUGUAGCAGAUAAAAAAAAAGGAAAGUACCUCAAUAUUAAAUAUAGGACCUCGGCCUUUAACCUCUUCCAUCACAUUAACACCUAUGAAGACAAUGGAUUUCUUAUUGUGGAUCUCUGCACCUGGAAGGGGUUUGAGUUUGUUUACAAUUAUCUGUACUUAGCCAAUUUGCGGUCCAAUUGGGAAGAAGUGAAGAAACAUGCAGAAAAAGCUCCUCAGCCUGAAGCUCGCAGAUAUGUCCUUCCCUUAAACAUUGACAAGGCCGACACAGGUAAGAAUUUGGUCACCUUGCCCUACACAACAGCAACUGCAACUCUGCACAGUGAUGAAACAAUCUGGCUGGAACCAGAGAUUCUUUUCUCUGGGGCUCGCCAAGCCUUUGAGUUUCCACAAAUCAAUUAUAAGAAAUAUGCUGGAAAACCCUAUACAUACACGUAUGGCCUUGGAUUGAAUCACUUUGUUCCAGACAGGCUUUGUAAGCUGAAUGUUAAAACGAAAGAGACUUGGGUGUGGCAGGAACCAGAUUCAUACCCAUCAGAGCCUAUCUUUGUUUCACAUCCAGACGCCCUGGAAGAGGACGAUGGUGUCGUUCUGAGUGUGAUUGUUAACCCUGGAGCAGGACAGAAGCCUGCCUAUCUACUGAUACUGAAUGCAAAGGAUAUGAGUGAAGUUGCCAGAGCUGAAGUGGAGAUGAAUAUUCCUGUUACCUUCCAUGGAACGUUCAUAAGAUUGUGACUAUUCUCUUCAGUGUACUUAUUGUAAUUUGCUUUUUUGACUUUGAAGAUACAUUUCUAGUUACAAAAACUCAAAUAUUCUAUGUUCCUUCAGUGUCUUUGAUUUGUAAAACUCAUUAAGACUGAGAAUUUCAUUUUUCUUGA
This is a messenger RNA of Caretta caretta (loggerhead turtle), 1833 nucleotides long. RefSeq names its product retinoid isomerohydrolase RPE65 (gene RPE65). The record is from RefSeq and is a predicted model, not a curated record. Gene Ontology annotation, biological process: retinal metabolic process; zeaxanthin biosynthetic process. NCBI's taxonomy places the organism in Eukaryota, Metazoa, Chordata, Testudines, Cheloniidae. Gene Ontology annotation, molecular function: retinol isomerase activity; all-trans-retinyl-ester hydrolase, 11-cis retinol forming activity; beta-carotene 15,15'-dioxygenase activity.